This is a messenger RNA of Heterobilharzia americana, 4641 nucleotides long. The record is from the annotation of a GenBank genome assembly. NCBI's taxonomy places the organism in Eukaryota, Metazoa, Platyhelminthes, Trematoda, Strigeidida, Schistosomatidae.
AUUUCAGAUUGUGUCUGAAAGUGGGUAAUUCAGAUUUCGCACUAUCUGUAGAAAUGACAGCAAAAGCUGCUAGCAAGGUUGUUAAGCAGCUAGCGGGAAGUGGUACGGGCCAGAGUUUGAUGGACAGAGUCACACAAGCAAAGUACAGCUUGGCAGGUUCUGGUUUGGGUAAGGUUGUUGCAAAGGCGACUACCGAAGAAAUUGGGGCUCCAAAGAAAAAACAUAUUGACUAUCUGGUUAACUGCAGUAAUGAACCUAAUGUCUCGAUCCCUCUACUUGCUGGAUUACUCGUCGAACGCACUCAGGAAAAAUCGUGGGUUAUUGUGUUCAAGGCACUGAUAACUACUCACAAUCUUAUGAAUUUCGGUAACGAGAAAUUUUCACAUUAUCUUGCUUCAAACAAUUGUCCGGUCGACCUACCUAGUUUUAACGAUAAAACAAGUUCACAAUCUUAUGAAAUGUCUUUGUUUAUUCGCAAAUACUCGAAAUACUUGAGUGAGAAGAUCGCCUCGUACAGGGCUAUGGCUUUUGAUUUUUGCAAAGUAAAACGUGGACGUGAUGAUGGGGUCUUGAGGACGAUGCCGGUCGACAAGCUUCUGAAGGCUCUUCCAGUGAUGCAGUCACAGAUAUUAACGCUUCUAGAAUUUGAUGCUUUAGAAAAAGAUCUGAACAACGCAAUUAUCAAUGCCGCCUUUCUUCUGUUGUACAAGGAUCUAAUCCGACUGUUUGCAUCAUACAACGAGGGUAUGAUUAACUUGAUAGAGAAAUAUUUCACUCUUAAACGAAGACAGUGUCGUCUGGGAUUGGAUUUAUAUCAUGCGUUCCCUGGAUUGUUAUCCAAGCUGACAGAAUUCCUCGCACUUGCUGAGAGUUUAGGAAUCGGUGACAAGGAUAGUCUUGGGUUACAACCGGUUCCAGAAAAAGUCAUUCAAGCCAUGGAACAGCAUUUACAAAUCUUAGAGAGUAAAAAAGGAUCAGAUGAUGAAGACGAAUACAUCACAGAAACUCGUGUUUCAGCUAAACCAAAUAUGCCAAAGAAGCCGACUGUACCUGUACCCAUUCCGACUCAAAAGGUGACUCCAACUGAUACUAGUAAAUGUGUUAGUAAUAUUCAACAAUCACAACCAGACGAAACUGACAACUCUUCUGUUGCAUAUACAACUCAAGAAGAAGCUAAUGUUAUUGAAGAGACGAAGCAGUCAGAUGAUGUCAGUGAGCCAACGGUUACUCAUCCAUCUGUCGUGGUCAGUGAUGAAGAUGGAUUACCUACCGCUUUGCAAGAGGAAAUUAUUGCGGCUGCUAGAGGCCAUUUAACUGAAACAGUUGUCAAGAGUAAUGAGGCAGUUAAACGUUCAGCUCAACACGGUGCAGUUAAUGUUCCAGUGCAUACACAAUUGGGAAGAUCUGAACAUCGAACCGUAUCAGUCCCACCGACACGCUCCAGAUCACCUUCCCCUGCUCGUCCAUCACCAUCACCUAGUCAUAUUGGUAUUGUAUCUGAACAACCGCCUGUCAGUGUUAGCGAUAGUGAGAUGGAGGAUGAUAAAUGUAAUUUGAAUGCAAAUAUCGAUAAAACCAAGCACAAUUUAUCUCUUUCAGGACUUAAUCAAAAAGCUGCUGGACAAAGUGAUGCAUCUCCAAUAUGUGGUAGUCCAUUCGCUGGUGACGAAGAACCAGUUGCGCCAGCUGUAGAUACUACUGUAUGGUCUGACAAGUCAGGUCAUGUGGAACAAUCUCAUACCAAUCAACCUUCAGCUCUAGAUGAUUUACUUGGCCUUGAUCUAUUGUCAUCUGAUCCCCUACCACAGUCGAAUAUUGAACCUGUUCCUUUCACAGCUCAAGUUGUUAGCUCUGCAGGUACACAAGAAGCGAAGUCUUCAACUAAUAAUACUGCUUCUUCAGUUAUUGAUGAUUUGUUGUCGCUUGACCCACUUUUGGCAAAAGAUGAUACCAGUCCGGUAGUUGUUUCUCAAGCGCCUUCGGCUAAUCCCCCGGGAUCAUUUGUUAAUGCUUUACCAGCAGGUUUGAAACCUAUUCCAUCAACUGUUCCGAUUCGUCCUGCUGUUGUGGCUGCUUCACAGAAUAAGAAUCCGCUCGAUGCCUUGGACAGUACAUUAUCAAAUUUAGCAUCAAGCUUAGGCGGUCAACCGACCUGGGGUACUAGUAAUGUGAAGGUAAUUUUCCGCUUAUUUACUCACCUUUCUUCAAUCCUUCCUGUUAUAUAUUCAUGGAACUGAUCGCUUUGUCACUUUUCUUUUCCAGAAAAAGCCGUUAAGUGAAACAGGGAAACCUUUGGUAAGAUUUUAUCCCUUUCAGGUUGAAUAUUUUUUAAUCGUGUUACCAUCAGCAGAUUGCUUUCAAUCAUUUUGCCCAUUAUGGUUAUACAUUUCAAUAACUUGAUAGAUCCUUAUGUUCAGGCGAAUGAUAUGAAAAGGCUCCAGGUAUUCAGCCACUGUUACCUUCGUAGCAUACAUAGUUUGUGUGUCAUGAUGUGAUCACGUCAGCAACGUAGAAGUUAGACAUAGAGUUGUAGGGAGAAAGAAGUAAAUGUUGUGGUUGUGGGUCUUCAUUAACUCAUAUGGCUGGGACAUGUCUUAUGCUUGCUUAGUAACCGUUUGUUUUGUCCUGGGUCGUUGACUGAAGUAGGUUUCUUGGACUGGGAUAAGGUUAGGUGCGGUUAAAUCAAACUAGCUUGACCAGUAGUGUAAAAUGUAGACUUGUUGCUUGGAGGUCGGCGUGACAACCGUUAUCGCAAUAUGGCUCAAAACCGAUUUCUGUGGCACAUACAUCCACACAUUAUCUUCAUCCUAUUGGUCAUGACGAAUUUUAUUAUCUCUUUAUUCCUUCUGUCGUUUCAUGACAAAGUGGUAACUUUGUCUACCUUCAUAUUUCAGAUCAUCUUCCAACAUUUUGAUGAGUUUUUCGUCGAUAUCUUUUAUGUGCCUGUUUGAUUUUGUUCAUCUUUAUUUCCAUUAACUUCUCAUCUACUUUUAUGAUCAAUUGUAGUGGUGCAGUCCCAUUAUUCUGAAUGUCUUUGUAUUAUUUUAUCGUGUGGCGGAACCACUGUGUGAGCAGUGUUAAGGUCAGGCUAGGGGUAUUAGGAAAAUAGUCAAGUCGAUUGGUGAAGUUGUAGAUCUUCAUAGUGUGAGGUGGCUUAGGCAUGUGUCGCGCAUGCAAAGUCACCACCUACUAUGAUGUACCAUGCUGCGGAAGGCUGGAUUAGAAUGGAAGAGUAUUCAGGGUGGGCAUAUCAGGACAUGACACCGGUUGAUGAAGUCUGCGACUUUUGUUCGGAGCCGUACUGGAAAAUGUAGACUACCUGCCUGGAGUCCUUGAGAGUAAAGGGAAUCAGUGGUUGAGGACUUCUGGUGAAAUGGCUAGGACUCGGGCACAAUAGCGCAGAUGUAUUCACUCUAACAUCUAAGACCUGAUUAUUUGCACUAGCUUUUUAACUUCAAAUUGUUUAUUCUCUCUUUCACACAGCUUUGUAUACUUCAGUGUCACUCUUCUUCUUUCCAUUCGUUCUUUGUGAACAACUGCGAAGAGUGUGUGGCAAGUUGAGCUGAUGCACCUGUGUGCAAGGUUCUACGUUGAUUUUACCAGUCAGUCAUUUCAUCUUGUUUAUUAUUACUGUUACAGUUUGGAAAACUGAAUUCGCAUGCGUAAGUACUCACUUCCAAAAUCUAAUUACGUCACUACCUUAUUACACAUUGGUUUGCAUGUGUACGUAAAAUAACUGGACUUUUAUUUUUCAUCAGAUGUAAGUGGAACGUCCUAAUAUUGUACAAAGCCAGUACUUGUUUAGAAUUCUUCAUUUCACUACAUUUUUAAGCUGAAACAGUGUUUAAAUAGUUACUUAUCUAUAUUUAUGAAUAGAUAUUUUCCUUUCUGCUUGUUUUUUUAUCCAGUACUAAUCUAUCGCAGAUCACCCAGUCGGAGAGGCGCAGAAUAAUACAUGUGCUAAUAUUAUGUUAUGGAAACCUUAUCUAUCUACAUAUAACAUGGCAUUUUUGUCACCCUUCAUUAAUAUUGUUAUUAUCAAUGACACUGAUGUUUGCAGCCAUCAUGCUGAUUUCUACUAUAUUUUUUUCUUCCUUAGUUCCUUUUAUUAUGUCUUCAGAGCUCUAUUAAUUACUCGUAUAUAUAUAUAACCUGCGAAAAAACUUUCAAUUGGCAUUGUUCUUAAGAUGUGAAUCUGUCAUAAGACGACAAUGCUCGACUUUCGUGAUUCUCGAUGAUGUUUCUUUAAUUUGCUUUAUUUCAUUUAACCCUACGCAGCUCCAAAGUGAAAGAAACAAGCUUCCAUUCAAAAUGCAGUGUUUUUUUGUAUGCACUCGUGGGCUACUAAUGUUAGGCGAAGGUUGGAGGUGUAACUUAGUUAUUUUAAAUGAUUAUUUCCAACUAAAAUUUCGAUGUUUCAGAUAAGUGCCUGCGUAGUCUAUUGUGCAUUUUGAAUGUGUCCGCCAAGUUCUUCCAAUGUUUAUGAAUGAUUUAGUAGGAGAUUUGAUAAUGUUCUGUUGUUUAGAUGUAACAUUCAUUCUGCAAACAAGGAAACCCAUUAUGAUAGUUGCAUUACCCUAAAUGCUGUGAAAAUCAGUUAGUGGCCGAAGUAGGUCCAGGCUGUAAAAAGGCCCGAGGUGG